Molecule: messenger RNA, 5178 nt
Organism: Larimichthys crocea (large yellow croaker)
Lineage: Eukaryota; Metazoa; Chordata; Actinopteri; Sciaenidae
Gene: cdh26.1
Product: cadherin 26, tandem duplicate 1
Exons: 20
Coding region: 468-2990 (840 amino acids)
Biological process (GO): adherens junction organization; cell migration; multicellular organism development
Cellular component (GO): catenin complex; adherens junction; plasma membrane
Molecular function (GO): cadherin binding; beta-catenin binding; calcium ion binding
Source: RefSeq, a predicted model, not a curated record
UUCUUAAACAUGCCGUAAGGCAGAUCAUGAUAUUGGAGAAUGAGUUAAUCUGACAGGAUCUAUGGAACUGAGCAACAUUUGGGAUGUAGGUCAGACAUAAAUAAGACAUGGUAACCUGAGCUGAGUUGGAGGGAUGUAUACCUGAGCCGAGCCCUGUCGGCACAGCAAGAAAAACAACUUAUUUCCACAACACCAUACACUCAUUUACAAUAUAUACUGUAUGCAGCUAUAGAAGCAGUGCUCACAGCACAGCUCCAACUAGUUUUGUCCUACACAUAACUGACAUGUACAGACACCGCAAUUGCAAUUGCACGCAACUGCGCAUAUGAACAGACAGCCCUUUGUUUACUGCAGUCAGCCAACCUGCUACCUGUAGGCAUUGUGGGCUGUCUUUUGAGCGCUCUUAUUCAUGCUCGUUCACUCUUUUGAAGUAUUCCCACAGAGGAUAUCAAGCAGCAAGGACCAAGAUGAAGACAUUUUUCCUGCUUUUGUUGGUUGCAUUAAUGGCCCUGGCAGAGUCUCACGGUGGGCGCAAAAGGCGUUCCAAACGGGAGGUUUUGCUGCGUUCCAAACGAAGGUGGGUUUUGUCUACAAUUGAAUUAGAAGAAGAAGAUCCUGGACCAUACCCUAAAAAGAUUUCACAGAUGUUUAAUAACAUGACAUCAGAACACGAGCAUGAGUUCCGUAUAAGUGGAAUGGGUGUGGAUGUUGAGCCGAAGAACAUAUUCUACAUCGACAAGCACACAGGAGAUGUCUUCGCCCGUGAAAAAAUUGACAGAGAGGUGCACUACAGACCCUUCCAUAUCAAGUUUGAUAUAUAUCACCCACACAAAAACAAACCACUGGACAAGGCAUUAGCUUUUGAUGUAGAAAUAAAGGACAUCAAUGACAAUGCACCUACAUUCAUGCAGCCUAAAAUACAAGUCAAUGUGGGCGAAAAUAAACAUGAGGGGUACUUGCCAGUGCAGCUGCAGGCCAUGGAUAGAGAUCAGGAGAACACACCUAACUCUAAAAUCACCAUCAGUCUGGUUUCACAGAAACCCGAAGAACCAAAGAUUGAGCUGGAACAGAUUGAUAGCAGAAUGGCCCAACUCAUCUUAAAAGGAUGUUUUGACUACGAUAAACAUAACAAGUAUGAAAUUGUGGUUCAAGCAAAUGAUCAUGGAACACCCCCCCUAUCCUCCACUGCAGUUGUAACUCUCAAUAUUCUUGACAGAAACACUAAUCUACCAAGAUUCAAGGAGAAAAAGUACCAUGGUGAAGUGGAUGAAUCAGCUACCAAACACGAUCUUUUGAGAGUUGGGGUAGAUGACAAAGACACUCCUCAAACUGAUGGUUGGCGUGCCGAAUACUAUUUCAUCAGUGGGAAUGAGGAUAAAAACUACGAAAUUGUAACUGACAACAUCACUAAUGAGGGUAUUCUGAGUGUCAUCAAGGGAAAGGAUUUUGAAAGGACAACUUUAACCACCCUCCAGAUCGGAGUAAAGAAUAAGCCAGCUUUAUGGGUUUGUAAAGAUAAACCAACUGAUGCCGCAGGAACAAUAGAAGAUUCAGUCAACGUCACAAUCACAGUGAUUGAUGUCAAUGACCCACCUGAGUUUAAGAACAAUCCAGCUGAUGUAUACCAAAAGGAAGAGGAAGCGCCAGGAAAGGUGCUGUUCAUUCCGGUGGUUGUUGAUGUUGACUCUGACGAAUCCGCCAUCAGGUAUGAGGUGUUAGACGAUCCAGCCGGUUGGGUGAGCAUUGAUAAGAAAACAGGACAAGUAAAAUCAGUAAAGAAGAUGGACAGAGAGUCACCCUUUCUUAAUGGCACAAGCAUUUACAAAGUUCUCAUUGGUGCCAUAGAUGAUGGUGAGCCUCCAACUACAGGUACAGGCACUGUUCUAAUCCAUCUGGGGGAUGUUAAUGACAAUACACCUCUGCUGGUCAGCGAAAGUGUCAUUAUGUGUGGAAACAACGUUAACAAGGUCAUAGUCGCUGCCAAGGACUCGGACAUCCAUCCUUUCAGUGGGCCCUUCUCCUUCACCCUGGGGGGUGAUGCCAAGACACUGGAGGACUGGGAAUUAAGCCCUGACUUUGGUGAGGAAGUUGGGGUUGUUAGCCGGAAAACACUUCCUUACGGUAACUACUCAGUGCCCCUGGUGAUUCAGGACCAACAAAACAUGGUUGGACAUGACACUUUGGAAGUGAUAGUGUGUGACUGUGGAAACAAUGAUGUUUGCCGUGGCACAUUGCCAAUUUCAACCAGCUUUGGUGUACCUGGCAUUGGACUGAUCAUUGCAAGUCUCCUCUUAUUUUUGCUACUGCUAAUCAUCUUUAUGUGUCAGUGUGGAAAGAAGGAUUUUAACCACAUCAUACAGGAAGAGGGUAACCAGACCCUCAUCAAAUACAACCAAGAAGGAGGGGGCGCUGAAUGCAAGACUGAGCCUACUCUGUUCCUGACACCUACAAACACUGUGGAUGUGACAAAUGGCCUAAAACAGGCCAGUGCCCAGAUGUCUCAGAUGACUUCAAUAACGGCCCAGAACAUGGAGAUGUACAACAGCUCACAGGUCACCCAGACCCUAGAGACCCUAGAGACCCUACAGAGUAACUCUAACAUGACCUCAAUGGGCAUGCACCGUCAAAGAGGUAGCCUCAAAAACUAUGGGCAGACCAUGUACUCUACAUGGGCAGACAAGUCGAAUUCCUACCAGGGAGGCUCAUCAAGGUACAACCGCUCUAUCAGCCUGCUACCAGGUCAACAAAUCAUUCAGGACCACCUUGAGAGGAGACUGUACAUGAUUGACGGUGACCAUGUAGACCACCCAGUGUACCGACCCUACAACUAUGCCUACGAGGGACAAGGCAGCAGAAGUCAGUCUCUGGAUCAGCUGUCACUGAGUAACCAGGGAGAUGAUUUGAAGUUUGUGAAUGAUUUGGGGCCAAAAUUCAAGACCUUGGGAGGCAUCUGUCAGCAGAUAAUUAAAGAAAAAAACAUCCAACUUUAAGAGGAACCGCUGGGAUUUCUAUAUCAAUCCAGUUGCUCUUCACUCCCCGUUUGAGAUCAGAUUAUGGACUGAUCAGACUGGAUUUUUUGCCAUACUACAAUGUUUGGAUUUUGACAUACACGGGGGACUCUGGUAGAUGUACAUGUCAUACCAAGCUUGGUGUCUACUCAUGAAACAAGGAUUAUGUAGUAAAAGGCUGCUUGCUUGCUUGAAGAUGUCAUUAAUGCACUGCACUAUCACACUUUGGUGACAUUGAAAUAAUGAUUUGACAAUGGCUGGGAAUGUUUGUUUUUUCUACUUUGCUACAUUAGGACUGACCAUUGGGUCUCAGUACUAUUUGGGUUUUGCACUGGCAGUAUUAUUUUUGAAACUUUAAGUUUAUCUUUGGAAACUGUAGACAAUGUUUUAUUUCUGCUAUUCAAUUAAUUUGUGUGGCUUGAACUGGUGAUACUGUGGUGUGGACUGUGCUUUGUUUUCUGUUGUGCAUUUUUGCAUUUGCUGUCCUAAAAAUACAUUCAUUUCAGAAAACAGAUUGAAAUUUUUACUUGGAGAGGAGAGAGAAUAGGUGUCUGGAUUAUACUGAGCAACAUACUGUACCACUAUGUUACAGUGUUAAUACCACUUUAAUUUGCAACGAGUAUAAUACGUUUUGUACACUUCAGUGCUAGUAACCAAGCCUAACUUAAAGACAAUGUCAUAAAUUGUAGAAAAUGAAGAGGUUGCCAGCGAGGGAAUAGACAGUAGAAAUGUCAGAAGUAUUGAGAGUUCUAAAUUCAAUUCAUUAAGCCAAUCUACAGCAUGUGUAAUAUUGUAUAAUUAUAUCUUUCAAAAUCUGUUUAUCCUUAUAAGGGUUGUGGGCGCUGGAGCUGGUACCAACUGACAAUGGGUGAGAGGUGGGGUACGCUUGUUGUUCAUCGCAAGGCUGAUACAUAGAAACAAAUAAAGCAAAUCACAGCAGUCACGUCUUGUACCUAUGAGUAAUUUAGAGUCACCAUUUAACCUAUAAACUUACAUGUCUUUGGACUGUAAGAGGGAGUACACAGACAGAACUCACACAGACAUGAAGUGAACAUGCACACUGAAACUCCCAGGCCCCAGCGGGCUGGCAGGUUCAAACAUAUUUUGCAAUGUACGGCUGCUGUGCUGCAUAACUACAGCUGAAAGUUACAAUGGGUGCCUUUCAGCAGAAGCAGGAGAACUUGUCUUUUUAUUACUGGUGUGGAACAGGGUAAUAUGCAAAUCUGAGACUUGUCUGAACUCAUUUGAACCAGACACAUAGAGAAACAGAUGGGGGUUUUUUUCACCUUCAACUCAGUUGAGAUGCAGCACAAAAAGCCAAUAGAAGACCUUAAAAGUGCUGGUACUUCAAACUACCGCAACAAAGAUAUAUAAUACUAAAACCUAAAAUGGAAUCAACUGUUGAUUAAUAAUAGUGAUAAUGGAAAAAAAACAAGUUAAUCUUUUAAAAUUCCAGUUAGGCAGAAUACAUUGUGUCCUUCUUUGUCUCAUAGAGGACACGCUGUGACUGCAGUAAGCUGGUCUUAGUCACCCAAAACAUGAAACAGAUUUUGAAUGCUCCACCCAGUUCUUAUCUUGAUUCUUGAGAAGUGAUUUCAUCAAGACUGCUCGUAAAUGGUUUCUCUGAGGCCUUAUUUCAGUUGAACUCUCAGCGUUUACUCCCAAGUGUCGAUUGACAUGUCAUGCAAUCCUUACCCUGUUUCCCCAUGGUUGGUAAGCAUAAAAGGCUCGGUAUAAUUAAACAAAUAUUUUUUAUUACCCUCCCAAUAGAGUAAUGUCUGUACGUGUACCUGUCCGUGAGCCAGAUUUCUGCUUAAGUUUCUUACAUUAGAUUGUGCCUAAUUCAACUGUCCGCAGGCGUUCUACAAUGAAUAUCUAGUUAGCAAAUUUAUCUUAAUGUAUGAUCAAUCUCUAAAUAAAUAAUAAAAAACACAUUUUCCCACAGUACUCGUUUAAACCUGUUAACUUGUUUGCCGUUGUCACAAACUACUGAUCUCAGAGAUGUUACUGCUGUGAUUUGCUUAAGAGGUAUGUAGUAAUGUAACAUAAAAGCAGUGAAAAGCUCUCUAUAUGGCAGCACGUCCUGAAAAUAAAAAAUACAUUAUUGUGUUGCAAAUAAAGCAUGGAACCUGAUGAAUAAAGGCCAAUGAAUGGCCAAUGGUUUUCUGGA